Molecule: messenger RNA, 7254 nt
Organism: Gasterosteus aculeatus aculeatus (three-spined stickleback)
Lineage: Eukaryota; Metazoa; Chordata; Actinopteri; Perciformes; Gasterosteidae
Source: RefSeq, a predicted model, not a curated record
GUGAGUUUUUCACAGUAUGGCGGAGGGGGCAGCCGUGCGGACGGACCGUCUCUCCCACUCUAAUGCUUGUUUUGUGUCUUGAGGGAGGGCGUUUUGCAUUUAUUUGUUUUCUACACGCGCCGGGCCGAGCCGGCUCCUUUUAAACCCGACUCCACUGGCGUUCCUCGGCGAAGUCAUGGCCGACCGCAGCGUGGAUUUGUCCGCCCUGCCAAAAGAGGUUCGAGACCAAUUUGCGGAGUUGGAUCUGGAGCUGUCUGAAGGUGACAUUACGCAGAAAGGCUAUGAGAAGAAGAAAGCCAAGCUGCUGGCCUCCUACGUCCCCCCUUCACCCAACGUGGAUCUGUCCCUGCCGGAUGUACAGCUUUCCCCCGGCCACAGUGUCGACCCCAGCCCGAGUCCCGAGGCCCCGGGCCCCUCCACAUCGUCGGCCUCCAAACACCACCGCACACACCGCAGUGGAGGGGCCAGAGACGACCGCUACAGAUCAGACAUCCACACAGAGGCUGUGCAGGCAGCACUGGCCAAACACAAAGAAGAGAAGAUGGGCCUUCCCAUGCCGACCAAGAGACGCUCUGCCUUCGUCCAAUCUCCCAUAGACACCUGCACACCUCCAGACACAUCUUCUGCAUCAGAGGAUGAGGGCUCACUGCGCAGGAAGGCAGCUUUCAGUGCAGUUCUAGCCCAGAGCCUGCAGAGCCCGGAUUACUGGAUCAACCGCUCGGUCCAGAGCUCCUCCACGUCCUCGUCUGCGUCCUCCACCCUCUCCCAUGGAGAGCCCAAGACGCAGCCUCAGCCUCAGCCACAGCCUGCCGCGUCCUUGUUGGCCGAUUUACUGGUCAACGCGCGCAUCGAAAACAACGUCCCCCCUGAUGUGACGUCCUCCACUCCCCAGGAGAGAGGGUCCAGGUUGGACUUGCCUCCAGCUGUCAGAGGCAUGAGCCGUGGACAGAGCCGCUCCAGCAUGAUUGAAACUGCUGACGGAAAAAGAAAAGGCGUGCCUGUCAACAGUAGGGUGUCCACCAAGAUCCAGCAGCUGUUGAAUACACUCAAACGGCCAAAGAGACCACCACUCAGUGAAUUCUUCCUGGAUGAUUCUGAGGAAAUUGUAGAAGUCCCCCAGCCGGACCCCAACACCCCGAAGCCGGAGGGACGUCAAAUCAUCCCGGUGAAGGGAGAACCCCUCGGAGUGGUCAGUAACUGGCCUCCUGCCCUACAGGCUGCCCUCGCCCGCUGGGGGGCCACCCAGGCCAAGAGCCCAGCUCUUACUGCGCUGGACAUCACCGGCAAGCCCCUCUACACCCUCACAUAUGGAAAACUAUGGAGUCGCAGUCUGAAAUUGGCCUACACACUGCUGAAUAAACUGGGUACCAAGACCGAACCGGUGCUGCAACCUGGGGAUCGGGUGGCAUUAGUGUAUCCCAACAGCGACCCCGGCAUGUUCUGGGUGGCUUUCUAUGGCUGCCUGUUAGCAGAGGUCAUCCCAGUGCCCAUCGAGGUACCUCUGUCCCGACAGGAUGCAGGCAGCCAACAGAUUGGCUUCCUAUUGGGAAGCUGUGGUGUUAGUCUGGCCCUGACCAGUGAGUUGUGCCUCAAAGGGCUUCCCAAGACGCCUAACGGAGAGAUCAUCCAGUUCAAAGGAUGGCCAAGGAUGAAAUGGGUAGUGACGGACACCAAGUACCUGACCAAACCGUCCAAAGACUGGCAGCCUCACAUCCCCACCGCCAACACAGACACUGCCUACAUAGAGUACAAAGCAAGUAAGGAGGGAACGGUGAUGGGAGUCGCUGUGUCAAAGAUCUCGAUGCUGACACACUGUCAAGCCCUGACGCAGGCCUGUAACUACUGCGAAGGUGAGACACUGGUCAACGUGUUGGACUGCAAGAAGGAUAUGGGCAUGUGGCAUGGCGUCUUAACGAGUGUCAUGAACAGAAUCCACACCAUCACGGUGCCGUAUGCGGUCAUGAAAGCAUGUCCCAUGUCCUGGGUGCAGAGGGUCCACAUUCACAAAGCACGUGUGGCGUUGGUGAAGUGCCGUGACCUCCACUGGGCCAUGAUGGCUCACAAGGACCAGAGGGACAGCAGCCUGUCCUCCAUCCGUAUGCUUAUUGUGGCUGAUGGAGCAAACCCAUGGUCGGUGUCGUCAUGUGAUGCCUUCCUGAACGUGUUUCAGUCUCACGGUCUGAAGCCUGAGGUGAUCUGCCCAUGCGCCACCUCUCCUGAGGCCCUGACUGUGGCCAUACGCAGGCCUGGUGCACGAGGAGCUCCUCUACCAGCCAGAGCCAUCCUGUCCAUGGGCGGACUGAGCCACGGCGUGAUCAGGGUGAACACAGAGGACAAGAACUCUGCUCUCACUGUUCAAGACGUGGGACACAUCAUGCCUGGAGCCCUGAUGUGCAUUGUGAAGCCGGACGGUCCUCCUCAGCUGUGCAAGACGGAUGAAAUAGGAGAGAUUGUUAUCAACUCUCGGGCUGGAGGCACCAUGUACUAUGGCCUGCACGGCGUCACCAAAAACACAUUUGAGGUGAUCCCUGUCAACCAAGCCGGAGCACCAAUAGGAGAAAUUCCGUUCAGCCGGACGGGUCUGCUUGGAUUUGUAGGACCGGGAAGUCUGGUGUUUGUUGUGGGGAAGAUCGAGGGGCUGCUGAUGGUGAGCGGGCGGCGCCACAACGCCGACGACCUUGUGGCCACCGCACUGGCGGUGGAGCCGGUUAAAACUGUUUACAGGGGGAGGAUCGCUGUGUUCUCAGUGACGGUGUUUUAUGAUGAGAGGAUAGUGAUCGUGGCAGAGCAGAGGCCCGACGCCAGUGAGGAAGACAGCUUCCAGUGGAUGAGUCGAGUACUGCAGGCCAUCGACAGUAUCCACCAAGUCGGCCUGUACUGCCUCGCUCUAGUCCCGGCCAACACCCUCCCAAAGACGCCUCUCGGAGGCAUCCACAUCUGUGAAACCAAGCAGAACUUCCUGGAGGGAAACCUGCACCCCUGUAAUAUCCUGCUGUGCCCACACACCUGUGUCACCAACAUGCCCAAGCCACGCCAGAAGCAACCAGUGGAUGUCGGACCCGCCUCUAUGCUGGUCGGCAACUUGGUGGCAGGGAAACGGAUCGCCCAGGCAACAGGCAGAGAGCUUGGCAUGGUGGAGGACCAGGAUCUGAUCCGAAAGCUCUGUAUGUGGCCCACCAUGAUGCACCAGUUUUUGUCUGAAGCUCUGCAAUGGAGAGCUCAAACGGACCCGGACCACAUACUGUAUGUGCUGCUCAAUGCCAAGGGAGUGGCAGUGUGCACCGCUACUUGUGCACAGCUGCACAAGAGGGCAGAGAAAAUCACAGCUACACUGAUGGAGAGAGGAGGCCUCAACACAGGGGACAAUGUGGUGCUGCUUUAUCCCCCAGGCAUUGACCUUAUAGCUGCCUUCUAUGGCUGUCUCUACGCGGGGGUCAUCCCUGUGACGGUGAGGCCGCCCCACCCACAGAACCUGGCUGCCACUCUCCCCACGGUCCGCAUGAUCAUUGACGUGAGCAAAGCAGCCUGCAUCCUCACCACUCAGCCUCUCAUGAGGAUCCUCAGGUCCAGGGAGGCCGCUGCCAGCGUCAACAUCAAGACGUGGCCCACGAUCAUCGACACAGACGAUCUCCCCAGAAAGCGGCCUCCAAACAUUUAUAAACCGCCUACAGCUGAGAUGCUGGCCUACCUGGACUUCAGUGUGUCCACCACCGGCAUGUUGACUGGAGUCAAGAUGUCUCAUGCUGCGAUCAGCACUCUGUGCCGCUCCAUUAAGCUGCAGUGUGAGCUCUACUCCUCACGCCAAAUAGCCAUCUGCCUGGACCCAUACUGUGGCCUGGGCUUCGUCCUGUGGUGCCUCUCCAGUGUUUACUCAGGUCACCAGUCCAUCCUUAUUCCUCCUCUGGAGCUGGAGAGCUCGCUGCCUCUGUGGCUGAGCACGCUCAGUCAGUACAAGAUCAGAGACACCUUCUGCUCCUACUCUGUGAUGGAGCUCUGCACCAAAGGUCUGGGAACCCAGACAGAGAUGCUGAAGGCUCGGGGUCUGAACCUGUCGUGCGUGCGGAGCUGUGUGGUGAUAGCGGAGGAGCGUCCUCGUCUCGCUCUCACGCAGUCCUUCUCCAAGCUCUUCAAAGAUAUCGGCCUUUCCGCGCGUGCCGUCAGCACCGCCUUCGGCUCCCGGGUCAACCUGGCCAUCUGCCUGCAGGGCACCGCUGGACCGGACCCCUCCACCGUCUACGUUGACAUGAAGUCGCUUCGCCACGACAGGGUGAGGCUUGUGGAACGAGGAGCACCACAGAGUCUUCCCCUCAUGGAGUCUGGCACUAUCCUCCCAGGAGUGAGGGUCAUCAUUGUCAACCCAGAGACCAGAGGGCCGCUGGGAGAUUCGCAUCUCGGGGAGAUCUGGGUGAACAGCCCUCACUGUGCCAGCGGCUACUACACCAUCUACGGGGAGGAGAGCCUCCAGGCAGACCACUUCAACACCAAGCUCAGCUUCGGGGAGCCCCACACCCUGUGGGCCAGGACGGGCUACCUGGGCUUCAUCAAGAGGACCGAGCUCCUGGAUGCGAGCGGAGAUCGUCACGACGCCUUGUUUGUGGUGGGCUCUCUGGAUGAGACAUUGGAGCUGAGGGGGCUUCGCUAUCACCCCAUCGACAUCGAGACGUCAGUGUCACGAGCCCACCGCUGCAUCGCAGAAAGCGCCGUGUUCACGUGGACCAACCUGCUUGUCGUGGUGGCGGAGCUCAGCGGCUCUGAGCAGGAGGCCCUGGACCUGGUGCCCCUCGUCACCAACGUGGUCCUGGAGGAGCACCACCUCAUCGUCGGGGUGGUGGUCAUCGUGGACCCCGGGGUGAUCCCCAUCAACUCCAGAGGAGAGAAGCAGAGGAUGCACCUGCGAGACUCCUUCCUGGCAGACCAACUGGACCCCAUCUACGUGGCCUACAACAUGUGAUCCGCCCACUGAGGACAAUGCAGAAAACUGAGCCAGGCUCCGAGAACAGACGUGAGGGAGACGGACUUUGGGCCCUCGAUGCUUGAGCUCAGAUACACAUCCAAAUCAAUACCAAGAAGAAAUACUGUUUCUUCUUUGCUUCCGGAGGUGGGGGGGGGGUUGCCGGUCUUCCUGGUAGUAAAUCCGCUCGUCAAUUGGAGGAAAUUUAGUCUCUUCAUUCUCUCCGCGCAUCCCACUUCGCCCUCAUGGCUCCGAUUUGUGUUUUUGAAAGACGAUUUUGGUUACCAGCUUCCACCCGCUUUCCGUUCCUCUGUUUUCCUCCUGAGCCCUUCCUCCUCGUCUGCUUUUAUUACUUUUUAUUUUUCAUUAACCUCAUUGAUUCCUGAAGGCGGUGAUGGUGCACUGAAACUGUUGAGAGGAGCUGGAACUUUCAUCCUCUUGCACACACAAAGUCCUUGCACCUGUGAGUCUGCAUCCCGUCUGAGAGCCCCCUCCUCCAUGUUUGCUGCUUUCAUGAGAGCAAAUCCACAUCAGUAUUACACGUGGCCACCAGUGAGUGCGGCCCUAGGAGGGUGGUCCUGACCGAUUGCCUUCCUCCCCGUGGCUUUCAGCCCGCCGCCCACUGGAGACGUGCGCCAUCCGCGUUACAUAACGUCCUAAAACAAUACACUUGAAUCAUUUGUUGGUGUGGGAAAAGAAAGACUGGCUUCUUAGACACGCAAACCCGGAUAUUAUAUUUGAUGGGCAGAAAACAUUUCAGUCCAUGAGACACUUCUUAUGAUUGUGAAUUACUAAUACAUUUUUUAUUUUGAAUGCACAGAUCUUCAGAAGAAGAAGCCACACCUGGUGUUUAGGUGUGCAUGCUCAUUUUGAAUGCAGUCAUUGGAAAAAUAUGCUGCCCGCACCCACCCCAAAAAAAGAAAAGAAAACCUGUCCUAAGCCAUGCGGUCACACAGCAGUGGGUCGGUUCGUAGUCUAUACUUCAUUUAUCGGAGUCUGCUAACGAGGACUGUAACACGAGUGGAAGCUCCCCGACGUUGUUGCAGAUAAUUGAGCGGUUUUCUUGCUUGAACUGAAGUGAGCCGCUAGCUUUCAGCCUGUCGUUUCCCGCUAGUCAAUUAGGUAACCGAUCUUCAGAAGGCAAGUCAGUGCCUUUUUAUCACGCUAACAUUAAUGCUUAAGAAUUUUUAAAUAAAAAGAAUGAGGAGAGAACUUUGCCUUACUAAACUUGUGGAAUUUAGUUCUUAUUAUGUUUAAUCCCUCAUUUCUAGCUGUGCGUUUAGUGUAUUUAAAGAACUAGUCCACCAAUUUUCACUUGUGGGAUGGAACGCCAGUUUAUAGCUCAUAAUACACUCGUAUCUCUUGUUUUAGAGCAAAGGGGGGAGGGUGGAGGGGUCUACUUUUGCGGUCCUGACUUUCUCAUUUCAUCAUUACCAUUUAAACCAAUUCUUUCUGAAUGUCUAACACUGAAAUACCAUUAAUUAGGAAUUAACAAUCAAUACGGACCCCGUGAUUAAAAUAUGGCCGAAUCCUCCUUUUUAUAUAUGGAGGUAAUAAGUGAGGGUGAUGUUGUCUGUAUACUGUAUUUUAGAGGUAAAAUAUUACUAGUGUUAAUGUGUACAUGGAUAUGAACUUUGUCGAUAAAAACUUGACUGAUCUUUCAUACUUGACAGCAUUGUUCUGCAUUGUUAAUUUAAAGGUUACACAUUGCAAAAGAAACAAAUGUUUCAGACUAUUUUGGCAGGAACAAUGUGCACUUUCCCAAUAUCAUUUUGUGUGUGUGUGUGUGUGUGUGUGUGUGUGUGUGUGUGUGUGUGUGUGUGUGUGUGUGUGUGUGUGUGUGUGUGUGUGCGCGCGCUUGAGGGAGUGCGUGUGCGAGCGUGUGAGUCCAGUUCAACAGUGAUACUUGGCUUUACUGGUGCAACAAAGUUUGUCUUUUGUAAGAAAAUAAUCCCAAAAUAUUGAACUUUUUUUUUAAAUUCUUUUUUUCAUGUCGUCACCACUGUAUUUUAAUUGAUUCGAUCCCAGUUUGGAAUCGGAUAUGUCUCAUGGGGGUUUCAUCAAGAAAUUCCCGGUAUAAUCUUUCUUUUAAAAUGGCACAACUUCUGCAAACCGUUUUGAUUUCAAAGCAGCUUGAUGUGAAGCACAACACGUCAGUAAACCACUUUUCAUCAGCGACGGGUACUGAUGACAUGUAGGUGAGCCAGUAUUUGGGCACAUUAUAGCUUCUGAGCUGCUGUGUUAUAAUUGCUUUGUUGCUACAAUUUCACUUCGACAAGUUUUAAUAAAGUUUUAUAAUGUCA